AUGCUUGCUCUCCUAUUCACGGUGGCAAUUCUGAUUGAGAGCUGUUUCGCUCGCCAUCCGUACAACCCACGCCCUUUUCUUGUCCCUUUACACGUACGUCAAGCUGCCGGCCCCAGCAACGGCUCUUCUUUACAGGUCGACCUUGGGUAUGAGAUCUAUGAUGGAUAUCAGAACACCACAACAGGCUUGAGAGUCUGGAGAGGUGUUCGAUUUGCCGCUCCGCCAACAGGUUCGAAUAGGUGGCAGGCUCCUCAGCCUCCCGAGAGCAACCGUAGUUCAGUCAUUCAGGCAAACCAAUAUGGACCUAUUUGCCCACAAAACCAGGAUACCACCAAUACUUUUGUCCCGCUCAACAGUACCGGGUCAAGUGAGGACUGUCUCUUCUUGAAUGUUUAUGCUCCAUCAAAUGCUUCUGGAUUGCUUCCUGUGCUCGUAUGGAUACAUGGCGGCGGUUAUGGAAGAGGGAACGGCCGACAGGACAUGUCGGCCAUCAUCAACACUAACAACAAUUCCUUUGUUGGGGUCAGUAUUCAAUACCGGCUAGGUGCAUUUGGAUUUCUUGCCGGCGACGAAGUCUUUCGGAACGGCGUCGUCAAUGCAGGACUGCUGGAUCAAUAUUUUGGGCUCCAAUGGGUACAAAACUAUAUCCAUUUAUUUGGCGGCGAUGCGGCUCGAGUGACAAUUUCGGGCCAAUCCGCUGGAGGGGGCUCAGUCAUGCUUCAAGGUAUGGCCUAUGGUGGCUCCCUUGGCCAGUCAAUGUUCAGAAACACCAUAGCAUCAUCCCCGUAUUUGCCAAUGCAAUACAACUACAAUGACUGGCAGCCAUCACAAGCCUACUAUGCUUUUGCAACCAUGGUAGGCUGCGCGCCAACCCUGCCAUAUGGUGCUCACUCUGGUACUCUCUUCGAUUGCCUUGUCAGCAAGGAUUCAUCGACUUUGCAGAAUGCAAGCGCUACACUGUCAGAGUCUGGCAAAUAUGGCACUUGGUGCUUCCUACCAGUCACAGAUGGCAUUUUUGUGCAAGACUUACCAAGUCGCCAGCUUUUACGCAAAGAGUUGAACGGGAUCAAUCUCCUUGUGAGUAACAAUGCACUGGAAGGUCCAGCAUACACCCAGCCGAACAUUACCACCGAGGAUGACCUUGUGGCUUGGUUACGCCUAACAUUUCCUCUCUUCACGAAUGACGACAUCGCCAAAGUGCUGCUUUAUUACCCAAGCUCAAAUGGUACGACGGAUUCCAAUGCCCCCCUGUAUGCCUCGACCGGGACAAGCCAGCCCAGCUUCAUUAACCAAAGCAGCGUUGCCACGGGACAGCAACAACGAGCUUUCGCAAUUUAUUCGGAAACGACAUUUGUAUGUCCAGCUUAUUGGAUGGCGGAGGCGUAUAGUGACCACGGCCGCAACUCUUACAAGUAUCAAUACUCGGUGCCCAUUGCACUGCAUGGCUCUGAUGCCACGGCGUUCUUCGGACCGCCAUCACCGAAUCAAAGCCCGGAGUUUGUGGACGCCGUAAUGCAGAUAUGGGGGAACUUCAUCACAGGAGAUGAUCCUUCGAUUCCGAGCAGUGUUGCCAACGGUCCUUCGUCUAAUAGUACUGUGACGAACCCGGCGUCCGACUGGCCUCCAUAUAGGAUCUAUUCGCCAUAUCAGAUGGAUCUUAACAUCACGGGUGGAACGCCGUUUGCGUUCAAUCUUUCGUAUAUCGCGGCCAACUUGACCGAAUAUGGAGAGCCUGGACUGGUGAACAACAUUACGUUGGUCAACGCGUAUACCUGGGAGGCUGGACGUGGAUAUCGUUGCGACCUGUGGAGGAGCUUGGGAGCCAUUGUACCUGAGUAA
Messenger RNA from Exophiala dermatitidis NIH/UT8656, 1839 nucleotides. RefSeq names its product carboxylesterase type B. The transcript is spliced from 4 exons. Lineage: Eukaryota; Fungi; Ascomycota; Eurotiomycetes; Chaetothyriales; Herpotrichiellaceae. The record is from RefSeq and is a predicted model, not a curated record. The coding region runs from base 1 to 1839 and encodes 612 amino acids.